Messenger RNA from Abrus precatorius (Indian licorice), 525 nucleotides. Its product is annotated as BON1-associated protein 2. The transcript has a single exon. The record is from RefSeq and is a predicted model, not a curated record. Bases 1 to 525 code for a protein of 174 amino acids. Lineage: Eukaryota; Viridiplantae; Streptophyta; Magnoliopsida; Fabales; Fabaceae. Gene Ontology annotation, biological process: defense response.
AUGUCAAGAACCGUAGAGAUCACAGUUUUGUCAGCUGAAAACCUCCAAAUGAAUAAAAGAUCCGUAAGAGGGAACACAUUUGUGACGGUUCAAUCCGAUGCAAGCGUUGAAAUGGGUACCACAAAAGUGGAUUCUGAAGGGGGGAGUUACCCUUCAUGGAAUGAAAAAAUUGUGAUGGACGUGCCAUUGCAUGCAAGGUUCAUAACCGCUGAGGUAAAGUGCAAAACAUCAUCAACGGGUUCCAACAGUGUUGGAAUAACGAGAAUACCCGUUUCUGAUUUUCUUGGUGGCUUUGUACCCGAAAAUCAUUUGCAUUUUUUAAGCUAUAGGUUAUGGGAUAGUAAAGUUAGAAGAAAUGGGGUUAUAAAUAUUUCGGUGAGGGUAAAAGUGUCACAACAUUCUUGUAAUCCAAAUCCUAUGACUAACGUUGUGCCCGUAACGGGAGUGCCGGUUGCCGGUAAUCGGUCUUCUGGAGUUGUAACGGGUAUUCCAGCUGUUUGGUUAAACAAACCAAGAAAUCUUUGA